AUGUUCCCGAUCAAACUGUGGCCCGUUCGAGCACUAACAUCGACAUCUUUAGCACAGCAAUGGAUGGUAGUGCGUUCGCUUAGUUUCGGUGCAUCCCGGUUAGCUAAGAAAGCCGAACAGGCGGCAGAUGAAGAGCUGGCCGCGGAAGACCUGCCGGUAACGUUUGUGGACGAUGAUGCAGAAUCAACACAAGAACGUGAGGCUCGCAUCGCGGCAUUGCGGAACAAAUCGGGCUUGCUGACCGCGCAUAGAAACAUGCUGCAUGACGUACUGCCGUACGACCAGUCACAAUCAUGGAUACACGAAACCGUGAAGUACAAACGAAUGAUGCUUGGAAGAUACGGCAUCGAUGGAAGCAGAGUUGAUCCUCGAGUGUGCUUUCCUACCAAAAAGGAAGCAUUUGAGAAGAAGGAGUACGAGCGUGUUGCAUUUCCCUUUGGCUUGAAGCAAAUGAUGGAUGAGAACGAAGCCGCACGUAAAGCGCGCAAGGCGGCGGUGGAGGCUCGCGAAGCAGACGUUGCACGCAAACUAGAAAAGCUUGAUCAGUGGACGUCGGAUUUAAAUGCCCGUAUUGCCAAGAAGGAAGCUGAGGCACGUGCUGCGAAGGAACGAAAGGAUCGUUUGGUGGAGGAGGUACGAAGGCAUUUCGGAUUCAAAGUGGAUCCUCGGGAUGAGCGGUUCCAGGAGAUGUUGGCCCAGAAGGAACGCGAAGAUCGAAAGAAAGUCAAAGAGGCCAAGCGAAAGGAAAAGGAAGAGAAAAUGAUGGAAAAACUACAAAAGAAAACAGCAGAGCUAGAAGCCGAAAUUGAUGUACCAAUUGAGAAGACAAAAUAAAUUUAAUAAACGAAUAAAUUAGUUAGAGGAA
Molecule: messenger RNA, 865 nt
Organism: Anopheles nili
Lineage: Eukaryota; Metazoa; Arthropoda; Insecta; Diptera; Culicidae
Gene: CRIF
Product: growth arrest and DNA damage-inducible proteins-interacting protein 1
Exons: 2
Coding region: 1-834 (277 amino acids)
Cellular component (GO): nucleus
Source: RefSeq, a predicted model, not a curated record